Messenger RNA from Mesorhabditis spiculigera, 4092 nucleotides. NCBI's taxonomy places the organism in Eukaryota, Metazoa, Nematoda, Chromadorea, Rhabditida, Rhabditidae. The record is from the annotation of a GenBank genome assembly.
AUGCGUUCUAGCACCGAGCUCAAUGAAAAACGUCUACACGCAAUUCGAUGGGGUAGUUUCCCAGCUCGUGGAAAUCUUUUAUGCCAUUGGGAGGUCUCUUACUACCUACGCACCCAAAAACCAGAUCUAGUAAAAGAAAAAUAUAUCAGUUCCGAGUUUAUCCACGAUGAAACACAGUGCCAUUUCUAUUUCCGAACAUACGAGCAAGACAACAAGCAGGAAUCCGGAAAUGGAUUUUGCAAUUAUAAACUGUCGCUUUACUACAAGUGUAUACGGAAAAUGAUCGUGGAAUUGGAUGUGAAGGAGCCUGGAUUGGGGUCGGAAAGUGGAACGGGAAAAGCCUGUCGAAUCCACUUUAUCACAGCCGUUUCGCCUUCAAUUCGGAAGCGUUGGGAUAGUCGAAAGACAAAAGAUGAUCGCUUAGACGGGGGUUGGGAGCGAUACCAUGAGAUAUGGCGUGGACGGACCCAUUAUGAAAAACCGAAGAACAAGGAAGUCUUUUCCGAAAGCCCCGUAUUCAGCAUCACUUUUGAAAAUAUGGAUGACAGUUCAUUAUAUGACCUUGUCACCAGACUGCAUCACAGAAGCGGUGCAGAGGUGGAAUUUGCACGGAUACAAAUUGUCUAUGCGUUGUUGACACGAGCCCCAACGGAUGACUUUUCCCAUAUCUCCUAUAUCGAUAUACAUUCUUUGGAAAAUAUCAGGCUUAUCUAUUCUGGAAUAGGACUGGAUCCAAUGAAUUAUCAAUGCGACAAUGAUGGAAUCGCGAAUCAAUUAAUACAAAGCGCAGAACAAUAUCGGAAAUUCCUCAACCUAAUCCUACCAUAUUACCGGAAUCCAAAUGAUCGGAUUCGCUGUGAAUGGGUGUUGGAACAAAUGCUAACCGCUGUCGACCAAAUGGCUGAUCCAUUUUGUCUGAGGCAGCUUUUCCAAAAAAUGAUGACCGAGCGUCGAAGUACGGAAGAGCACGAGAAGCGACUGGUGAUCCAUGAAGGCUUUGUGAGGUGUCGAAAGGUUAUCGUGAUGCCGGCUAGAAUGAUUUACGUAGCACCAGAAACAAUGAUGGGGAAUCGAGUGCUCAGAAACCAUGGCAUCCACAAAAAGGAUCAAAACCAAAAUUCACCGGAUAAAUAUAUGAUACUGAGGGUGUCAUUUAGAAAAAUCCGAGAACGUUUGGGGAAAUUUUCGCACCUGGAAACAAUUUCAAAAGUUGUCGCCCGAUUGGGACUGUGCUUCACCCAAAGCCGGGCAGUCGAGGUGAACUUAAAAAGUGAUGGGGUUGCUGCGAGGGAUUAUGAAACGGAAGCCGAUGUGAUCGGAGGGCAAGACAGUAACGGGAAAGAAUAUACAUUCAGCGAUGGAGUCGGCAAAGCUUCGAAAGCUUUCUUACGACUUCUGGCCACAAAAUGCUCUUUCCCAAAGAAUUUUAUGCCGUCUUGCGUGCAGUUCCGGUUCCGAGGUGGAAAGGGUGUACUCACCCUUGAACCAACCCUUGAUGAUAUCCUCUCAUUUGGCAUUGCGCUAAGAUUUGUGCAAAAGGAUACGGGCUUUGUGGAUAAGUUACUAUUCCAUAAGCCAGACGCCAUCACAUUUCAUAAAGUCAUUUUUCGUGAUAGUCAGAUGAAAUUUCUUGGACCAAAACGAAAGGACGGUACUUCGGAUAUCGAAUUGGUGAAGCACAGCACCCCGACACCACUCUCAUUGAAUCGACCUUUCAUCAACAUUUUGGAUCAAGUCUCUGAAAUGCAAUCAGUGCAAUGCCAUACUCGUAUCUGUAAUCGUAUCGAAACACUACUUGAUCGACAUCUUCAUAUGGUUUCAAUGGUGCUGGUCGAUGAGGCACUCUGCAGGGCAAAGCUUAAAGAAUUGACGUAUCGACUUGAUUUGGAUCGUAUGGGGUUGUUUGAAAUGUGUACGGAACCAUUUUUCCGUUCGCUGGUCAAAGCUUUGGUCCGCUAUUCCAUACACAAGCAACUUCACAAGGCGCAGAUCCAAAUUCCACAUAACCUCGGGCGAGCAAUGUUCGCAGUCGACAUUCCACAGUUACACCACCUUCGGGAUGUCAUUGUAUUCCCACGACAUGGCCCUCGUCCACAUCCUGAUGAAAUGGCUGGCUCGGACUUGGAUGGUGAUGAAUAUUCCGUAAUUUGGGAUAAAGAGCUGUUGUUCGAUUACAAUAUGCCGGCAAUGGAUUACACCUCGGAAUCAGCUCCCAAGAACCUAACAAAAGCCGAGGUUACAUCUCAGAUGAUUUCUUACUACUAUGACUACCUAAUACAGGAUCAGGUUGGAAUGGUGGCAAUUGCUCACCUUGCCGCCUCUGACCUCUACGGAUUGGAUUCUCUCGUGGCCAAAGGCAUUGCGAAAAAGCACUCGCAAGCUGUGGAUUUCCCAAAAACCGGGAUAAAACCGGCGAAUCUGACAACAGAUUGGACAAUGACUGAUGAUGAACCGCCCAUCUUAAUGCCGCCUGAAAGAACCAAACGAUAUCCAGAUUUUCUGGAAAAAGAUCAUGAACCUGUAUAUCGGAGUCGUCGACUUGCUGGAAGGAUCUAUCGGCAAAUUCGGACCGUGGAAGAUAUUCUACAUUUCUCGGCACAUCGAGAUCAGCAAUUAAGCAUACCUCUUGACGAGACAAUUACAAUACCUGGAUGGGAAAUAUUCAAAAAGGAUGCCGAAGAUGAUUAUGCACAAUAUUGCAAUUCUAUCCGGCGAGAAAUGGAGUAUUACGGUAUCCUCACCGAGGCUGAGCUCCUUUCCGGCGCUAUAAUGGAAAUGAGAAACAAGUUAUCAGAAAAGGAACAGGAUGAUAUGAGCCUUUACAAUACAACACAUGUUAUCGAUAAUAAGAUGACAGCCGUCUGGACAAGCUUCCGGAAAAAAUUCUUCGAGAAGGCAAACACCCACGCCGGGCUGCCAGCUUUUGGUUUAUACCGUCAACUAUGUGCCCUACGCCAAACUGUACAUUCCAAUGAGAACUAUGAUCUGCAUUAUUUCUGUAUGAGCUCCGCAAUGACGAGGGAGAUGAAACAAAAGGCUGUAGCGUAUUACAAAGUAGCUUACGAACAUGCUCAAAAUGUACACCCCGAACAAGGGCGAGUACUUUCAUUCCCCUGGCUUGUUUGGGAUGUACUCACGGAAGUGAAGCGUGAAUUCUCUCUCAACCCCGCCAAUGCUGAAAUUGCGGCUCAGCUGGCUGAUCGCCAUUUUUAUCAUCAACUGACCACUCAUAUCUCGUUGUAUUGCAAGGAGAAGCAGAAAGCUUAUGAGGAAUUUAUCCUGCGAGUCCGGUCAUUCCGAGUCCUCUAUAUGUAUUGCCUGAAAUAUGAUGGCAGAGGCCAUUGGAGGACUCGACAUCGCGAGACUAUGGCUGAAAAUGAAAAGGAUUUGCCUGGUCUGCUACAAUUACUCUUUAUCGUUAGCCAAUGGGCCGAAAUUUCAAAGGUUUGCGAGGGACACUUUCGGGAAAUGCAUGUACUUUUGCUAUUUCUACAAUAUUCAGUGGGCUCAUUACCAGGAGCUCAAAACGAUGGGAAUGUCCAGAUACAAAAGAUUGAUCUUGCUGCCGUUAGCCAAAUUGGUGUGGAUGAUACUGUCAGUCUACGUGGACCGGGGCAGCUUCUUGUUGGAUUUAUGCAGUAUGUUGGCUCAAGUGCAUUCCUCCACCUCGAGCGCCUCGAAUUCUCCGAUAUGCAAUAUGAGUCAAUUCUGGAGGAGCUGGAAUGGAAGCCAUUGCAUGCUGCAGCCCGAUUGUCUUUUCUAUCGAUGGUCUUUUCUUCGCGAUUUGAAGAUUUGCCUUUGGAGAAUGCGGAAGAAGCACUUCCCGAGGUUGUACGAGAGGGCCCUCCUUUUACCAUUGAGCUCCCAAUGUCGAUACGAGAAGUCAACAUCGAAGGCUCACUUCGUGAACUAUGUGGACUUGAAGAUAUUCGAUUACGCCGUAAAGCGUCAAAACAAAAGGGUGAACCAGCUACAAAAAUUCGCGUCUCUGCGAUGGGAACGCAACGAGCACUUCGGAAGCUCCGUCUCCUUCUGCUCGUCGACCCCUUCGACUAUUCGGCAAGAUAUAAGUUUACGCCAAAAAUUUCUGUU